Molecule: messenger RNA, 780 nt
Organism: Sitophilus oryzae (rice weevil)
Lineage: Eukaryota; Metazoa; Arthropoda; Insecta; Coleoptera; Curculionidae
Exons: 2
Coding region: 1-780 (259 amino acids)
Source: RefSeq, a predicted model, not a curated record
AUGGAAACCGAAGAAAACAACCAACUGGCCUUCCUCGAUGUGCUUGUCAAGAGAAAUGGAGACUAUUUGGAUCACACUGUGUAUCUAAAACCCACUCAAACAGACCGGUACUUGCACAAACUGUCAAAUAAUCAUCCAAACCAAAAACACGGGAUUAUCGGAACAUUAACAAAUAGAGCAAGACGCAUUUGUGCUAAGGAUCAUAUACAAGAGGAACUAAGUCACUUAAAUAAAGCCUUUCUUGCUAAUGGGAAGCACAACAUCAAAACAACAUACAAACCUACCCAGAAAAUAAAGGACUGCUUGAGACCAGCCAAAGACAAAAGGGAAUCAUUAUCCUCUGCAGGGAUCUACCGUAUACCUUGUUCCUGCGGUAGCGUAUAUAUUGGAACUACCAAACGCUCAGAAGGAACAAGACUUACGAAACACAAGAGAAGCUGCAGGUUAAGGCAAACGGACAAGUCGGCUCUAAGAGAUGCUGAUCACAAAAUCCAGUUCGAAGACACGCAAGUCAUUGCCACAACAUCUGGAUAUCAUCCUCGUCUGGCCAGGGAAGCUGUUGAAAUUCACACACAUCCAAAUAAUUUCAACAGGAAGGAAAAAACUUUCUACCUAAACAGAAUUUGGCAUCCAGCUAUAUCUAGGCUUCAUAAAAUGGUAGCAGCACAGAGAAGUAGACCAGUUCCGGAAGAACCACCACCGGAACAAGCCACGCCCCCUCGGCCGAUACAUACGCCCCCUCGGCCGCUACGCCGACGCGGAAGCAUCAGUCUAGUGUGA